UCGCUUAUUUUCAUGCUAAUAUGGCAGCGCCGUCGGGUGGAGGCGAUACGGGCAGUGGCAAUGACCAGAUACUUGACUUGGGAGCUGCACUUCUCAACAACUUUGUGUAUGAGCGUGUUCGUCGGCAUGGCGACAGGGAUGCUGAAGUGACCCGGAGUCAGCUUGGGGGCGUGGAGCUGUGUGACCCCAGCCAUAAACGCCUCGCGCAGUGUUUGCAGCAGAUCGGAGAUGAGCUGGAUGGAAAUGCGCAGCUGCAAAGCAUGUUAAACAACUCUAAUCUUCAGCCGACUCAAGAUGUCUUCAUCAGAGUGGCCCGUGAGAUCUUCUCUGAUGGCAAGUUCAACUGGGGAAGAGUUGUGGCGCUUUUCUACUUUGCCUGUCGCCUUGUCAUCAAGGCUAUUUCAACCAGGGUUCCUGACAUCAUCAGAACCAUCAUAAGCUGGACGAUGUCCUACAUUCAGGAGCACGUCAUUAACUGGAUCAGGGAACAGGGUGGAUGGGACGGAAUCCGCAGUUAUUUUGGCACCCCCACCUGGCAGACAGUCGGAGUUUUCCUCGCUGGAGUUAUCACCACAGCAUUGGUGAUUCGCAAAAUGUGAAGUAGCAGGAAGGUGGAUAGAGCGAGAGAAAAAAGAGAGUUAAGACGGUGAACAGAGGGUGAAACAGACCAGCAAAAGAUUAACAGAAAGACGAGAGGGAAGAGAAAGAGUUGGAGACAAAAAGCAUUGAGAGGUGAAACCGCCUCAACCCAAUGAAAGAGGAGGAAAGAGUGAAAGUUCAGCCAGAUGUAGAUGGUUCAAGCCACUCUUUUUUUACUCCAGAGUCUGUGCCCUUUCUUGUUCAGCUUCAAAUCUUGAAUACAUUUGCACUGAGAAUGAGAGAUUAAUGCAAAAGCGUUUAGGUUUAGGCUUCAUUUUAGGUAUUUAUUUUUAGUUUGGGGCUAACUGGCUAUCUAGAAAAGACUGUAUCGGUAUGUGAUUUAAUUUAUUAGCAUUAUUUCAAUUUCCGAUUUAGGACUCGUAUUCUGUUUAUCUUUGUCAGACAAUUGUGCAUGCAGUCAAAAUUCUAUUUGAUAAACAUUUAUGAUGUUUGAUCACUAAUAUAUAUGUAUUUUAACGGGAGGAUCACACCAUUUAAAAGAGAAGGAAUGGCCUCGGCUGCAUUCUGAUGAUAUUUCUCCUCACUUCCUCUUCUUUCUUGGUUCACAGUCUCCACUGCAAGGGCUUCCAAAUGUCUGUGAGUUGUAUUUACAGGUACAAGAUGAGCCUCUAAAGUUUAUGAGGUGGCGUGGCAGCAGUUGAGCGCAGCAGCCAGCCAAUCAGCACUCUGGCUGCAGUAUGUGGGAGUGUCUUAGCAAGCUCUUCCUACAGCAGGGAUGGACAAAACUAGUGACCUAAAAUCAUUUUAAAUUUCACUGAGCCAUGCUGAUCUUUUUUUACACAACCAAAUAAUUUCAUUGUUGAAUAAUGAAGGAACCAGUUGAACUUUCUAAAGAAGCAGAUUCAUUUCUCAUCUGAGAUUUGAAGAAACACCAUUAGUUUGGCUGGAACUGGUGUAAAAGACGUGUAGUGUGUAAGGGUUAGUAAACCAGGCUUACAAACAGAUGAGUUGAGCUCUUUCUCUCAGCAUAGUCUUCUCAGUACUGUAUUUUCACCAUGGUUAGUCAGACCUAUAAUCUGAACUUUUUUAUACACUUGUUUCUUUCUCUCUUGUUUGUUUGAAUACAGUUUCAUACUCUUUCUGUUUAGGAUCUUUUCUUUUCGUUGACAGUGCCUUGGCCUUUUUAUGAUACUAGCCGCCACUUUUUCAUCUUUUUCUACAUCUUUGUAAAAUGGUAUGAAUCGUGCACCCUAAGGUGGUCUACGUGCUGUGAGCCCAUGAGUUUUUGUAAGAUGUACGAUUAAAUAAUAAAUUGUUAAAUUGUUUUUAUGGAUUUCAGUA
Danio rerio (zebrafish) is the source of this 1941-nucleotide messenger RNA. RefSeq names its product BCL2 associated X, apoptosis regulator a (gene baxa). NCBI's taxonomy places the organism in Eukaryota, Metazoa, Chordata, Actinopteri, Cypriniformes, Danionidae. Gene Ontology annotation, biological process: release of cytochrome c from mitochondria; regulation of neuron apoptotic process; positive regulation of apoptotic process. Gene Ontology annotation, cellular component: mitochondrial outer membrane; cytosol; cytoplasm. The record is from RefSeq and is marked provisional.